Molecule: messenger RNA, 2900 nt
Organism: Xenopus tropicalis (tropical clawed frog)
Lineage: Eukaryota; Metazoa; Chordata; Amphibia; Anura; Pipidae
Gene: syt13
Product: synaptotagmin 13
Exons: 7
Coding region: 220-1572 (450 amino acids)
Source: RefSeq, a predicted model, not a curated record
UAGCAAUGGUGGAAGGGGAAUGUUGACGAAUGAUGAUGUUCUUCCUGGAUAAAACAGAGAGAAGAUCAGAAACAAAUAUUUUACAGCGCAACUGAACGCAAAGUUUGUAAAAGAAUCUCCGAUGGAAUAAAUAUGUCCCUACAGUGGGAGCAGCCGUGCAGCACAGAUCCCAUAGGGUAAGAGAUCAUUCAUUCCUCCCUGACGUUCCAGAUCCGACUAAUGAAGCAGAAUUUCCAGUCCCGCUGGGAUACGCUAAGGAGCCCGGAGCCUGAGGGUGGAAGCCAUAGAACACACACAGCAGCCCCGGCAGGUUACCUGACGUCUAUAGAGCCCCCUCCCCUUUCUCCUGGAGAGAGGGAGCAAGAGCCCAAUUCACUGAAAGCCGCUGUACAGACGAGACAUAAGCUUCCCUUGCCCAUCUGUGCCCGGCUGGCUUGGCAUUCCAGGAAUCUGGCAUCUCCCAUUGGAACCGACAGGCUACCUGAGCAGAUGAGUAUAUACAAGUGCACUGAGCUGGUUCACCCUCAAGCCAAACUGCGCUUUCCCUACAUCUACAGAAGCAAGGAGCCCUGCCCCACACUAGGGGGCGAUAAAGAAGAAACCUCGAAGGAAAACAAGGAUGAAAAGUCAGGGGAGACGGAACCACAGGGAAAGGUGGAAACCAUUUCAGAGAAGAUAAAUUCAGAGAAGAACGAGGAAUCUCUGGCCCCUGAGAAUGAAUAUGAGGAGAAGUUCAGCCAAAGCCUCAACCACAUCCCAAAGCUGCGCUACUCCCUGGGGUACGACCACCAGAAGAGAGAACUGUGUGUGUCUUUCCUAGAAGCUGUUGGUUGCCCACUUACCAAAGAGGAGGACUCUGGGAGUCACAGCUACAUCGUGGGCACUCUCACCAGCAAUGGUGGGCAAACAGAAGCCCAGACCUCGCUGAUGAAUAGGACCCCACAUACAGUUUGGGACGAGGCUCUGCUGUUCCCCUUAUCAGAGGAGGAACGAGUAGAGGCUGAGCUAACACUCACCUUGAGGCACUGUGACCGCUACUCCAGGCACCAGGUAGCCGGGGAAAUCACCCUGAGUCUGGCUAAUCUAGGGGUUCCCUUUGGAGCAGCUCGGUGGGUGGACCUCAGACCUCCAGAGAAGGAAUUAGAAGGUUCUGGCGAGGUUCUCCUCUCCCUGAGUUACCUCCCUGCGGCCAGCCGGCUUAUUGUUGUUGUGAUAAAAGCCAGGAAUAUACAUUGCGACCAGUAUAAUAACCUGCUGGGUAAAGAUCUAUCCAUUAAGGUCAUCCUCAAGCACCAAUCGCAGAAGCUGAAGAAGAAACAGACCAAGCGCACGAAGCACAUGAUUAACCCAGUUUGGAACGAGAUGGUUAUGUUUGAGGUUCCCCAAGAAUUGCUUGGAGAUGUUUAUGUGGAGCUGCAGAUGGUCUGCGUGAAGCCCGAUAGGAGUGGGAACCACAUCUUGGGUACGUGCAAUUUGGGUGCAGAAUGGACCGGUACUGGGAAAAACCACUGGCUAGAAAUGAUGAAUAACCCUAGAAGACAAAUAGCCUUCUGGCACCGUUUGAACACAUGACCAUAUUGUCCAGCCACAAGUAUGAAGCCGGGCACAAUGUUCCCCACCUGGUCAACAGUUCCCUUGCUUGCGCCACCUGUAUUUGCCAGAUAUGUCAGGUUAAUACCAGUAACCCCCCAUUUUCACAAGCUUGCCAUAACCUUAUAGCCAUAUUUGUGUGUUUCGGUACGAGAGAUCUUCAUUAAUAAUAGGGUCAUCAAGCAGGAGCCCAUUAAAACUUAAAGCUUGAUGAGCCUUGAUGAACUGAGAUUCUAGAUCACCAACACCCCAUAAUAUAACCAUCUUCGUGGUUAAUAGAGAUAGGAAAUUGCAUCCUUUGGUCAACGGCAGAACUUCAACCUUCAGGUUUAUCUUUACUCCUCUUUCACCAAUGUUCUGCCCUUCCUGGGGUCCGUACCUAGGUCCUUCUUGGGCAGAACUGCUCGUCCAGAGCUUUUUCAUUUUAUACAGUUGUUGGCGGCUGAAGAGGAGAAUCAGUUGGGUUCUGAUAGGGAUGUGGUUGGUACCCAACCGUGACCCAAAAUUUUGGAAGGGGAACAUCUGAAUGGUCAAGUAGGUUCAAGCUGAUGGCACUUUUCAGCUGAAAUUUCUUUUACUUUGACUUGAAUGGGAAAUGCCUGACAGAGCCACUAGGGGUGGAUUUCAGCCCAUAAACAUGUGCAAUCAGGGUGGUUUCCUAACAGCGUUGCUCCGCCCACACUGCAGCCAUCCAUCAAAGAUUAAACCUUGACAGGACAAGUAGACCAGCAACUACAAGGUGGUCUAGAACUAUGAUCUAGCACAGUGGUUUCUAAUCUAUAGGCGGGGGGGGCGGGGGGGGGGGUGGCCAGGAGCAGUGGUAGAGGCCAAAAGGCCAGUUAGGGUGAUUUGUUAUGAGAUAAGGGGGUGCCUUGACCAAAGUUUAGUCUCUAAAGGUGGGGUAUGAACCAAUAAAGCACAAUAAUCAUUAAUCUAAAGGAACCGAGAUGUACAGUGUUAGAAUGUCCCAUGGGCUCCAGGUCUCCAACAAUAAAAAGUGAAGAUUUUCUCAAUUUCGCCAUGUAUGCUGCAUGUAUCUACUCAUGGAUAUUUUAUAUUUCUCCAUAACGUUAAGGUACACAGGGCAGGCAGCCUUGGUUGCUAUGGGUGACCAGACCUGGAGCAACUGCUCAUUAUUAUGUUACCUCCUUUGCUCAUUGUACCCUCAGUAGUUCUCCUCAGUAGUUCUGUAGCAGGCAUUUAUCACUACUGCUUCGGGCCAUCGGCCUGGGGCUCACAGCUUGGGUUGCUUGCGGUCAGAUUAAACUUUAGGUCCAUGUUGCUCACUAAUAAACAUUAUAAAAACUAAA